AUGGACGUCCGGCUGGUCUGCAGCUUUCUCAGUCUGCUGUUGUCUGCUACAGGAGGCCUCAGCUCCAGUGAUGACGGCUGGUCCAUUAACGUGCAGGCGGAGGUACGAGCCAUGGAGGGUUACCCGGUGGUGCUGCCCUGCACCUUCAGCCACCCACAGCACUCCCAGCAUUCCUCCCUGCAGGUGCUGUGGCGUCUGGGCCACGGAGCGGGCGCCACCAUCCUGUACCGCUGCACCAGCCGGCCCGGAGUCCCCACCUGUGAGCCGGGGCCCAAGCAGGACCAGCGCUACCGACUGGAGGGAAACCCGCGGGAGCACGACCUGUCGCUACGCAUCAACAGCGCCACCCUGCAGGACAACGGACGCUAUUUCUGCCGGGUGGAGGUCCAGGGCCGGGAACACAUCAGCUUCGAGGACAAGAUGGGAACCAGACUGAGAGUGGAAGCUCCUCCAAAGAUCCUGGCUCUGUCAGUGGAGGGCAGCGAGCAGGCCGGUUACAGAGCUCUGUGUCGGGUGCAGGGCUCGCCGCUGCCGGACGUCCAGUGGCUCGGCCCCGAUGACCUGCUGGAAGGUUCUCUGGUCUCUGGCCCGCUGGCUCAGGAGUCCCCGACUCGCUACCACACCGUCAGCCAGCUGAGAGACGUGGAGCCCGGGCAGCAGUACACCUGCAGUGCCUCCAACCCGCUGGGCAAAGAGCAGGCCACGCUGUACGUCCUGCCCCCCCGACCGCCGCUGUCUGUGGCCGGAGCGUCGCCUCCGCUCCUGCUGCUGCUGUCCGUCGCUCUGGGGGCAAAGGUCAUCCUGCUGGUGGGGACGGGGGUGUGGAUGGUGCAGGGAGGAGCUCUGCAGGGACUCAGCUGCUGGUGGAAGUAACCUGCUCUGAUGAUUGGUUUAUAUUUAUAUAUAUUUAUCAGACUGGUUAAUUAUCUGAUUAUUAUUAUUACUGUGUGAAUGAUUAAUCACAUGAUCUAAAAGUUUCAGGAGCUUUUUUGUCCUGAAUAAAACCCAAUAAAGUCCUGACGUUUUAUUAUAAACAUUUAA
This is a messenger RNA of Thunnus maccoyii (southern bluefin tuna), 1041 nucleotides long. RefSeq names its product V-set and Ig domain-containing protein. The record is from RefSeq and is a predicted model, not a curated record. The transcript is spliced from 3 exons. Gene Ontology annotation, biological process: regulation of osteoclast development; regulation of actin cytoskeleton organization; regulation of bone resorption. NCBI's taxonomy places the organism in Eukaryota, Metazoa, Chordata, Actinopteri, Scombriformes, Scombridae. Gene Ontology annotation, cellular component: plasma membrane. Bases 1 to 873 code for a protein of 290 amino acids.